Molecule: messenger RNA, 2507 nt
Organism: Astrephomene gubernaculifera
Lineage: Eukaryota; Viridiplantae; Chlorophyta; Chlorophyceae; Chlamydomonadales; Astrephomenaceae
Source: the annotation of a GenBank genome assembly
CUAACACGUUGCUCAAACGGAGCAAAAUGGCUGGCCGAGGCUUCCUGUUGUUUUUUGCUUGCGUCGCAAGCAUUGUGCUUGCCAGCGCUGCGCCUGUCCGCAACGAUGCGGACUGCGUCUCGUCGCAGUUGCUUCAGGUCUCAGGGCUGAAUGUAUACCCAACUACACAUCAAAUCCAGUCUACAAAGGUGACGAGCGUUCAAGACAAGACCACGAUUCAAGUUGCUCAGAACUUCGAAGUUACCUACUACAGCACGUUUAAGGUCCUGACCAACCUCUACACCUACGCCAAUGAGUCGUACGUGCUGUACCAGUGCGGUACGACACCCCCUGACGUCACGCAGUACGGCCUGCCCGCCAGCACCAAGAUGUUUGCCGUACCGCUGAGGUCCGUGUCCGUCACCGACACCUCCGUCCUCACAUUCAUGAAGCUGCUGGGUGUUGAGAGCCGUGUGUCGUACGUCACGCCCUACGCGGUGGACCCCUGCAUGCAGCAGCUCGCCAGCUCAGCCUGCAACCACACCGACUCCGCCGCCACCUCUGCCACCGUGGACGCCCGGCUGGGUGGCUUCAGCGUCAACAGCAAGGACCCCCUCGCCAUCACCUUCACCGCUACCGCCGACCCCGGCCCGCUCAACCGCGCCGAGUACAUCAAGUACCUGGCGGUGCUGUUCAACCGCGAGUCGGUCGCCAACGCGCAGUUCAACUCCCUGGUCGCCGCGUACGACAACAUCCGCCAGCAGGCGGCCAGCUACAAGAGCAAGACCAACGCCACCUCCCCCCUGGUGGCCUGGCUCUACUACUCGCCCGCCUACCCCUCCUACGGCCUGCCCGAGCAGGUGGACCUCCAAUUCGCCGCAUACCGCAAGCAGUACACCGAGGACGCCGGCGGCCGGCUGCACAACCCCGCCCAGCUGGCCGCUGCCUACGGGGACGGAGCCAACGUUACGCUGGCUGCUGGCGGCACCCAGCUGCGCUUCACCAACCUGAGCUCCUCGCUGGCGGUGCUGCAGCGCAUCCUGAAGGACGUGGACGUGGUGAUUGACGAGUCGUACUCCGCCAACCCCGCCGGCUACACCCUGUCUGACUUCCUGGCCCGCUACGGCCUCACCAACGCCCCCACCACCGAGCUGCGCUUCCUGGCUAACCAGCGGCUGCUGCGGCUGGACGGCUCCGCCUCGCCCGGGGGCUUCACCGCCUGGUACGAGGAGGCGGUGGCGCGGCCGGAUGAGGUCCUCCGCGACCUGGUCUCCGCGCUGCUGCCCGGCGCCCUGCUUGCCGCCGGCGACUCCUCCGCCCCCCGCCUGGUCCGCUCCGUGUUCGCCUCCAACCCCGGCCGGGUGGUGACGGCGACUGCCGGCGAGUGCGGCCUGACGGCGGGGCAGCAGUGCGGCGCCGCGGCCGCCAUCACACCCAUCUGCCCCGCGGUGUACAUUGCCUGCAACGGUUCCCUGGUCGCUGCCACGGCCGAGCAGCCCUGCGCGCCCGCCUCCUGCCCCGUCCCCGUCGUCAGCACCCCGUCUCCUUCGCCUGUGGGCAGCAGCGCCGCUGCGGCCCGCCCGCUGUCAGCUCCACUGCUGCUGCUGGCGGCGCUGCUGUGUGCGAUGAUGGUGGUGAUGGGCGGGGCCAACUGGGCACUGUAGGGGAAGGAGGAGUGUGGAAGUGAAGAGGAGGAAGGAAGAGGAAGGAAGGGGAGGAAGGAAGAAGGAAAGGAAUUAAAUUCUGUGUUUCUCCGGGCGGGCUGUUUAGGAGGUCGUCUGGCCGAAGCGGAAUGGGGUGUAUGUUGUCUUGCUGGAGGUUGCUGGAAUGGAGGGAGCAGGCUGGGAUCCCUGUUAUGUGGCAGGAGGAUAGGUGGUUUGGGGGUAGGUUGGUGUGGGAGUGGGUCUGGGAGGGUAAGAGGUAUUACAUUGCGGUGGGGGUAUACGGUACUGCUGAAUUGACCACAGUGGUGGGCUGUGAAUGUUGCUUGGUGGAAAGGGAGUGAGGGCUAGCAGCAGUCGGUUUGAUCUGGGUUGCUGUGGUCAACUGUGAUCGGGUUUCUCGUGAUCAAUCCGUGUGCUGGCAUCCACUCCAUUGCUAGGCUCCAAAUUUCUCUCAUGGGACUUUGCGUGGGCGAUGCUGUAUCUAUGUUUCAUGCCAAUCUAAGGAGUAAUGCGUUCUUCCCUAUGUUUGCUGCUUUGCCUGCUCUUUGUCCGUUCCUAUGUUCGCAUCCCCUAGCCUGCUUUUGCGUGCACACCUUUUGUGUUCGCAAGCUCUUGGCAGCUGGAGCCUUAAUUAUGUAUGUGUGGGGGUACGAGGAACGCUUUCAAAGCGUCCUUGCAUUGUCACAUGCGGCUGCAGUGCUGCACUUUAGUAUUUGGUGGUUGCAAAAGCCGUCAUGUGCAGGACUUUUGUACUGAAGACAAUUGGACGUUUGUUGCGUUUUCUUUGGGCCUGCCAACGCCAGGGUUCAAAAGCGGAUUGCGCAUAUGGAGGAUGAGAGGUUGGGGCCCUCUGUUGAACACGAC